AUGCCAAUUGAUCAAGAGAAAUUAGCUAAGUUGCAAAAGUUGUCUGCCAACAACAAGGUUGGUGGUACCAGAAGAAAGCUAGCAAAGAAGACUGGUACUUCCAGCAAAGAUGACACCAAGUUGCAAGCUCAAUUGCAAAAGUUGAGAGCUGUUACUAUUGACAAUGUCGCUGAAGCCAACUUCUUCAAGGACGAUGGUACUGUUUUGCACUUCAACAAGGUUGGUGUUCAAGUCGCCCCACAGCACAACACCUCUGUGUUCUACGGUAUUCCUCAAACUAAGGGUUUGCAAGAACUAUUCCCAGGUAUUAUCUCUCAAAUGGGUGCUGAAGCUAUCAGUGCUUUGACCCAAAUGGCUUCUCAACUACAAUCUGCUGAAGCUCAAAAGGCUGCUGCUCCAGAAGCCGAUGAAGGUAAGGACAUCGACAUUCCAAACUUGGUUGAAGGUCAAACUUUCGAAGAAGACGUUGAAUAA
Messenger RNA from Kluyveromyces marxianus DMKU3-1042, 474 nucleotides. It is a transcript of the gene EGD1, whose product is annotated as Egd1p. The coding region runs from base 1 to 474 and encodes 157 amino acids. The record is from RefSeq and is a predicted model, not a curated record. Lineage: Eukaryota; Fungi; Ascomycota; Saccharomycetes; Saccharomycetales; Saccharomycetaceae. Gene Ontology annotation, cellular component: cytosol; nascent polypeptide-associated complex. The transcript has a single exon.